AUGCGUCCGCGGUGUCCGUGGCAUGCUAUAAUCUUUUUCCUCCACAGACCACUGUCCAUGUCCACCCCAACACGUGCACGACCAGCUAUAGUUACCUAUACGAAGGAUGCAGUAUUGAGGGGGCACGGAAAGUUUACUUUGCGAUAUCAUCUCGGGGAACGCCACACAGCAUAG
Colletotrichum paranaense is the source of this 174-nucleotide messenger RNA. RefSeq lists its product as uncharacterized. NCBI's taxonomy places the organism in Eukaryota, Fungi, Ascomycota, Sordariomycetes, Glomerellales, Glomerellaceae. The record is from RefSeq and is a predicted model, not a curated record. The coding region runs from base 1 to 174 and encodes 57 amino acids. The transcript has a single exon.